GCACUCAGUACCGGGAUCCAGGACGCGGGCAGGAUGAACCCCGGGCAGGCUGCGGACUAGUCCCGGUGGAGAGCUCGGCGGCCGGGGACACAUGCGGCUGUAAGGCGGCGGCAGCAGGAUGACGGUUCUCCUCCUCGUCCUGCACCUCAGCCUGUUCGGCCUCGUCACAAAGAGCCUGGGCACCGACACCGAGGAGCGGCUGGUGGAAUUCCUGCUGGACCCGUCCCAAUACAACAAGCUGAUCCGUCCCGCCACCAAUGGCUCCGAACAGGUCACCGUCCAGCUGAUGGUAUCCCUGGCACAGCUGAUCAGCGUGCAUGAACGGGAACAGAUAAUGACGACGAAUGUUUGGCUGACUCAGGAGUGGGAGGACUACAGACUCACCUGGAACCCGGCCGAGUUCGACAACAUGAAGAAAGUGCGUCUGCCCUCCAAACACAUCUGGCUGCCGGACGUCGUCCUCUACAACAAUGCUGACGGGAUGUACGAGGUCUCCUUCUACUCUAAUGCGGUGGUCUCCUACGAUGGGAGCAUCUUCUGGCUUCCUCCCGCCAUCUACAAGAGCGCCUGCAAGAUCGAGGUCAAGCAUUUCCCCUUUGACCAGCAGAACUGCACCAUGAAGUUCCGAUCGUGGACAUACGACCGCACCGAGCUCGACCUGGUGCUGAAGAGCGAUGUGGCCAGCCUGGACGACUUCACGCCCAGCGGUGAAUGGGACAUCAUCGCCCUGCCAGGGAGGAGGAACGAGAACCCCGAGGACUCCACUUAUGUGGAUAUCACCUAUGACUUCAUAAUCCGCCGCAAGCCGCUCUUCUACACCAUCAACCUCAUCAUCCCCUGCAUCCUCAUCACCUCGCUGGCCAUCCUGGUCUUCUACCUGCCCUCGGACUGUGGUGAGAAGAUGACGCUGUGCAUAUCCGUGCUGCUAGCGCUCACCGUCUUCUUACUGCUUAUAUCUAAGAUUGUGCCCCCCACAUCCCUCGACGUCCCACUGGUUGGCAAGUACCUGAUGUUCACUAUGGUCCUGGUGACGUUUUCCAUCGUCACCAGCGUCUGUGUCCUCAAUGUCCAUCACCGCUCCCCUACCACACACACCAUGCCGCCGUGGGUGAAGGUGGUCUUCCUGGACAAGCUGCCCACCCUACUCUUCAUGAAGCAGCCAAGGCAGAACUGUGCUCGGCAACGCUUGCGCCAGCAGAGGCAGAGUCAGGAGAGGGCGACGGGGAACUUCUUUUUGCGAGACACCGCCAAAUCGUGCACCUGCUAUGUCAACCAAGCCACAGUGAAAAAAUAUGGUGGCGGGCAGCUUCCAGAAUUACCUGAGGGGGUUAAUGGCUUCCGGGACAGAACGGGGAAGGUCCGACAGUGUCUCUGCGGUCUGGAGGAGGCGGUGGACGGAGUGCGCUUUAUCGCAGACCACAUGAAGAGCGAGGACGACGAUCAGAGUGUGAGUGAGGACUGGAAGUACGUGGCCAUGGUGAUCGAUCGGCUCUUCCUCUGGGUCUUCGUGUUCGUCUGUGUCUUCGGGACAAUCGGCAUGUUCCUGCAGCCGCUCUUCCAGAACUACACGACCAACACAUUACUGCAGCUCAACCACGCGGCGCCCGCCUCCAACUGAGCGCGCAGGAGGGCGCAGCCGCCUGAACAGGGAGAUGACUUUUAUUUAUUUGGAGAAAACUGCUGACUGAUGCUCUUCCAGCCAAAACCACGUGAGCUAACCCUUUACUGGACGGGGGCGAAGCGUCUCCUCCACCACAUUCUAUUAUAUUCUAGGCCAAGGACGAACCCUUCACUGAGCAGAGAUCCCAGCACAAUCCGGGGGGGGGGGGGGGGGGGGGGGGGGGGAGGGCGUCUAAUGGGGACUUCACUUCUUAUUCCAAGCAAUAAACACA
Messenger RNA from Bufo bufo (common toad), 1892 nucleotides. It is a transcript of the gene CHRNB2, whose product is annotated as cholinergic receptor nicotinic beta 2 subunit. Gene Ontology annotation, molecular function: acetylcholine-gated monoatomic cation-selective channel activity; transmembrane signaling receptor activity. Bases 119 to 1618 code for a protein of 499 amino acids. Gene Ontology annotation, biological process: monoatomic ion transmembrane transport; signal transduction; regulation of membrane potential. Gene Ontology annotation, cellular component: neuron projection; synapse; postsynaptic membrane. The transcript is spliced from 6 exons. Lineage: Eukaryota; Metazoa; Chordata; Amphibia; Anura; Bufonidae. The record is from RefSeq and is a predicted model, not a curated record.